Molecule: messenger RNA, 4702 nt
Organism: Drosophila willistoni
Lineage: Eukaryota; Metazoa; Arthropoda; Insecta; Diptera; Drosophilidae
Gene: flz
Product: serine protease filzig
Exons: 6
Coding region: 99-4613 (1504 amino acids)
Biological process (GO): proteolysis
Molecular function (GO): serine-type endopeptidase activity
Source: RefSeq, a predicted model, not a curated record
GCAAAUUAUUUGGCGGCUAUCGCAUUACUCCCAAACACUGUCGGGCCACAAAAACUUUACCCAGUUCGGAUCCCCGCUCGAAUGGUCCAACCAUUUGCAUGUUCAAUCAUGAGUGCGCCCAACGUGGAGGCGAAGUAGUGGGAGCCUGCAUGGAUGGUUUUCUGUUUGGCGCCUGCUGUCAGAUACCACAAACCCAUGAACUGGCCAGCACUUUGAUCAAUGAUGCCCAAAAUGCCUAUUUCCAGCAACAUCAGCAGCAACAACAUGCCGCUCAGUCAUCGUACGAGAACUAUGGGGAACAGCAGCUGAGUGAGGAGGAGCAAUUGCCCUCAUCUUCGCAGAAUAUUGAUAAGGUCUAUCAGCAGUUGGGUAGCAGUAGUACCCCCAGCAAUGGGUACAGUGUGGAACAGACACAACAUGAGUUUGCCUCAACAGAGGCGGCCACUUACUCCUCCCCCUCUUCGGCUUCCUCUUCGGGUAGUGUGGAGUUUGAGCAGGUACAUGAGGAGCCACAACAAACGGUUGAAAAGAUUCCGGAACCACCUACUCUGCAUGUCCACAAGCAUUCGGUAAAGAUCAAUUCACCAUCAUCGCCACCACAAAAUGAUGAUUUUGUGAUGCAAGUACUGAGCACUUUACCCCCAGAGCAUAGUCAAGAUCAUCGCGUUACCUUUACCACUGAGGUGCCCAUGAAACUGGCCAAUUUGGAUAGUCAUGCCAGUUCCGAGUCUAGUUCAUUUGAAGAGCCCACCUCACAAACUCCAGCGCCCAGCACAAGACCUCCCACGAGAACAACAACAACUAAAGUGACCACAACGAGACCCAAGCCAAAACCAAAGCCUAAGCCGGUGCCACAGCUGGUGGAGACAAUGAAACGACCCAAGCCAAAGCCUGCACAGCAGACCACAGCGUCGACAACCACCACCACACAUAUGCAUCAUCAUAAUCAUCUGAUACUGGAUGGUGGUGAGUUCACACACAGCGAUAUUACCCAUCCGGGAGCCGAUGCUGAUUUGGUAGAAGAUUUGCAAUUCUCAACGGGCUAUGGACCACAGCCUAUUUAUGUGGAACCUCCCAAGGAUAGCAGCAGCACACAACCGAGUGCUUCAGCCGAAGAUAAAUAUGACCAAGUGCCAACUUAUACCGACAAUAAUUUCAAGCGUCCAAGCAGCCAUAGUCCUGGAACAACUGUUUCCUCCAUUACAACGCAUGUUGAUUCAAUUGAGUCAAUCAUUUUGCAAUUGAAUAACACCAAUCAUGGUCCUUCCUACAAUGUGGUCAAUAACCAACAGACACCACCUUCUUAUGGCGGAUAUCCCAGCUCAAGUCAGAGUGCCACAGAACAGCCUUCUAGUGAGUUCUACCCAGAGGCUAACAACGAAGCUGAUAAGUCAUCUUACGCCACCACUGACAUCACUGCUUCCUAUGACAAGGUCUCUGAUGAACAGGACCUCUCAGGUGAAGCAUCACCAGAGUUGCCCACGGCAAGACCCAUUUAUGGCGAGGACGAUACAUCUGCUGCCCUCGAGGAGCAUACUAUGCCAGCCACUGGAUAUCAUGAUGCCAUCUCACCACUGGCUCCACAAACAUCUGAGUUCAAUAAAAUGCCUGUAAUGGGCAUUGCCUAUCCAGUGGAUAUGUCCUACAUCGAGGAGGAAUCGGGCCAAUCGAAUACCGAAUCUAGCUAUCAGACACUUGCCCAAAUCCCCACUGAAAAGGAACCUCAACAUGCUCAUCCAUCUCCAGCUUACGUAAGACCUACCACAAAUGUCAAUAAGCCCAAUCGUCCAGUUAGCAGUUAUAUUGGUAUGGUCACUAUGCAAAAUUACAAUACUAAGAAGCCAUCUGUUAGCGAAUAUCAAGGACAAUUGCCAGCCGAAGUGUCUGUCUCUUCGCAUACAACCAAAGUGCAAGAGGACUACGCUGAAAGUCCUUCAUCCGAGGGUUACAGUCAACCAAUUAUGACAUCUACAACAUCCGCCUUUAUUUCAUCCACAUCCAAGCCACUGGCUCAACGACCACAAUACGACAGUACCUACGAUACCUCAUCACUGCGUCCAGUUUUAGUUACGGCUAGUCCUAGACCACGACCUCCAUUGCGCCCACAGGUUAGCUCCAAGCGUCCAGCUAUCAAGAAACCCAUCAAUAACGAGAGCACUAAGAAGAAACCUCAGCCUGCUAGCAAUUAUGGUCAAGGCGAAGACGAGUCGCCCAUCACUCACAUACAAAUAAAGAAGCCUUCCAACUCUUACAACAAGCCAACUGUCGAGCAAACAGCACAAACGUCUUAUCCACAAUCAGCGGAAGCUCCUGCCUCGAACUACCAGCAACCCGAAGUUUCAGCUUCUACGAACUACAAACAGCCAGAACAAACUGGAUAUCCCCAGACAGAAGCUUCUGUGGAGAACUACGAGCAGUCAGCAGCUGCAGCAUCUACCUAUCAGCAAUCCGAAGAAACCGGCUAUCCUCAGUUGCAUCAAGAAGUUUCCAAGAAACCACCAUCCGGUGUCAACUAUGAUCAGCCAGCGCCGCAACCUUCGCUAACAUACAACGAAGAGGGCGCUGUGGCCAGUUCACCUGCUCGCAAACCCUCAACAGCGAAGCCCGUCUCGACGAGCUAUGUUACCGGACCCAGCACUCCACGUCCUCCAGCUACUGUCGACUACCAUUAUGACAAUGUGCCACCUCUAUUCAUGGCCGAUGAUAAAUUGGAUGCCUUCAUUCAAAGCACGGCUGAGAAUAUUGUAGGCUCGACGCCUGGAAAUUAUCAACCACCUCUUUAUGCCACUGCCUCGACACCUGUGCAUGUCCAUCGACCAACCACUGCGAACUAUGGGCAUAAGAGACCUGGCUUUGUGCAGAUCAACAACACACCAAAACCACCAAGACCCACCGUGUUGAUAACACCCAAACCGACGGCCAUCAAUUUGGUGACGGCUUCUCCUUCAGCAUCACCGGUAAGCUCGAACGAUUUUGAGGAUCCUGGCUACUUUGGCAGCAGUCCCCUGCAUGUGUCCGCUUUCACACAAUCCACCACAGAAGCGGAAGCGCUUUAUGCAGUGCCAUCCGAUGACAAGCCUGCAUUCCCUGGCUAUUAUGGGCCAACGCCCACCUAUCCGGCAUUCCCAGUGCCGGGCGAGAAGAUUGGCCAGCAAGUGGCCAACGAUGAGACAUACACGUCACCGAACGAUUUUGUUAACUUCCCGCCUGUGCGUAAUCCAAAUUUAAAUAUGUCCGCUGCCUCGAGCGCUGUCACCAGCGACUUGGAGCUCUCGACGCCCGCUUUUGUUGAGGAUAUUGUGCUGAAGGAUAAAAUGCACACGUUGGUGCACAAACUGGUUGCGUCAUUGCAGGGCAACUUUGAGGCACUGGCCGAUAUGAUUGAUGAGACGAACAAUACGGCAUCUACCUACCAGGCGGGACCAAUUAGUGGCGCCGGCGGCGGCUCUGGAGUCACCACUAAGAAGCCCACACGCAAGCCCGUGAGACAGGGCAGUACAACCAAGCCCAAGGCCACCACCACAAAGAAGCCAGUGACGCGUGUGACAACAAAAGCCCCGAACAAAAAGACAUCGGUGACCACACGAAAACCCCAAACGGCAAAUCGACGCACCACUGUGGCGCCAUCAACGGUGACAACCCGCAAGCCGACAGCAACAAAGAAACCCACGCGACGUGUCAGUACAGUAAAAACGACAACAGUGAGCUCGGCUCGACCAGCUGACGAUGAGAUUGUCGACGAGGAGGAUGAAGAGGAUGUGAAUCCAAAUCCGCAAGAUAAUGAAGUUGAUCAAGAUAGCACUUUGAGCUCGUAUGGCGGGGCCAAUGGACGCAAGAUUCAAUGCGGCAUUCGUCCACAUGUCAAGUCUGGUCGUAUUGUUGGCGGUAAAGGUUCUUCCUUUGGAGCCUUUCCCUGGCAAGUUCUAGUGCGUGAGUCCACCUGGCUGGGACUUUUCACAAAGAAUAAAUGCGGCGGUGUUUUGAUCACCAGUCGCUAUGUCAUCACAGCAGCUCAUUGUCAACCAGGCUUCUUGGCCUCUUUGGUGGCUGUUAUGGGUGAAUUUGAUAUUUCUGGUGAUUUGGAAAGCAAACGUCCUGUUACCAAGAAUGUCAAACGUGUCAUUGUACAUCGUCAAUACGAUCCAGCGACAUUUGAAAAUGAUUUAGCUCUACUCGAAAUGGAUAGUCCCGUGCAGUUCGACACGCAUAUUGUACCCAUUUGCAUGCCCAACGAUGUGGCCGAUUUUACAGGACGCAUGGCCACAGUCACUGGCUGGGGAAGACUUAAAUAUGGCGGCGGUGUGCCCUCAGUGUUGCAGGAAGUACAGGUGCCAAUUAUUGAGAAUAGCGUGUGUCAGGAGAUGUUCCACACCGCCGGUCACAAUAAGAAAAUACUCAACUCAUUUCUGUGCGCUGGCUAUGCCAAUGGGCAAAAGGACUCUUGUGAGGGUGACAGUGGCGGUCCUUUGGUGCUACAGCGUCCUGAUGGUCGCUAUGAGCUAGCUGGAACUGUAUCCCAUGGCAUUAAGUGUGCAGCGCCCUAUUUGCCCGGUGUCUAUAUGAGGACCACCUUCUACAAGCCUUGGCUGCGUAGCAUAACGGGUGUCAAAUAGAGACCCAGAGAGUAGUAGUAGAGGCGCAGCAAGUGUAAAUAGAAAUAGAGUUAAAAAACAAAACAAACAAACAAAAAAACGAAUGUCAC